Messenger RNA from Dictyostelium purpureum, 381 nucleotides. RefSeq lists its product as uncharacterized. The record is from RefSeq and is a predicted model, not a curated record. Bases 1 to 381 code for a protein of 126 amino acids. The transcript has a single exon. Lineage: Eukaryota; Evosea; Eumycetozoa; Dictyosteliales; Dictyosteliaceae.
AUGAAAAUUAAAAAUUUAGAUCAUUUAGUAUUGACUGUUGCUAAUAUAGAAAAUACAUGCAAGUUUUAUAAUAGUGUGUUGGGUAUGAAGAUAAUAACAUUCAAAGAAACAAGAAAAGCAUUAGAGUUUGGGAAUCAGAAAAUUAAUUUACACUUGAAAGGAAAAGAAUUUGAACCAAAAUCCAAAUUCCCAACUGCAGGUUCCGCAGAUUUAUGCUUUAUAUCCGAAACACCUUUAUUAGAGGUAAUUAAAGAGCUAAAAGAAAAAAAUAUAGAAAUAGAGGAAGGACCCGUUGAAAGAACAGGAGCAGUGGGUAAAAUAAAUUCAGUAUACAUCAGAGAUCCAGAUUUUAAUUUAAUUGAAAUCUCUAAUUAUAUAUAA